AUGAGGGUAAUCAUUGUUAUAGGGACACAUGAAUUUGUCAUUGAAGUGGGUCUCCAAGAACCUGUUCUUGAUAUCAAAAGAAAGAUAGAACAACUCUUUGGUGUCCCUUUGGCUUCACAAACUCUCUCUGUAUCUGGAUGGGAGUUGGUGGAUGGUCUUGACAUGGAAGACUAUCCAAUUAUCACUGAAUGUACAAAAAUUGACCUCACCAUCAAAUCCAUGCUUGUUUCACCUCCAUCAAACUAUUGUAGGAGAAUCCAAAUUACUGUGAAAUUUUCAGGCAGGCAGUUUAACAUGGAGGUAGACACAUCAGAAACUGUGGGUAGCCUGAAAGAGAAGAUUCAUAUAGUUGAUGGAACACCCAUCAAAAGAAUGUCACUUUUCUGUUCUGGGAUAGAGUUAGGACAAGAGUUUCGCAAUCUAACCGAAUACGGCGUACGCGAAUUUUCCGAAAUAAUUGUGUUAUCCAAGACCAUGAAUCGUUUGAGGGAUGAGCCUUCAUCAAGACGGCUGAGUGUAGUGGUGCAAACUUCUUCUAGCUUGCUUAAUGCAGCCAGCAUUCCUUUGGAAAUGAAGGACUCAUGCACUGUAAAUGAGUUGAGGCAGUUGUUAUUGAGCGGAAAAAUACUUCCCAUUGAUGAUUAUUUGUUUAUACACAAGCAGAGGAUCAUGCAUGACAAUUGCAGCCUCAAAUGGCAUGGUGUUGAAGAUGGAGACCCUCUCUAUGUGUUUAAAGGGACUAUUAGUCGCAGUCGAAAUUGA
Messenger RNA from Corylus avellana, 762 nucleotides. Its product is annotated as Ubiquitin-like superfamily protein. Lineage: Eukaryota; Viridiplantae; Streptophyta; Magnoliopsida; Fagales; Betulaceae. The record is from RefSeq and is a predicted model, not a curated record. Gene Ontology annotation, biological process: proteasome-mediated ubiquitin-dependent protein catabolic process. Gene Ontology annotation, cellular component: cytosol; nucleoplasm. Gene Ontology annotation, molecular function: polyubiquitin modification-dependent protein binding; ubiquitin binding; proteasome binding.